Molecule: messenger RNA, 615 nt
Organism: Funneliformis caledonium
Lineage: Eukaryota; Fungi; Glomeromycota; Glomeromycetes; Glomerales; Glomeraceae
Source: the annotation of a GenBank genome assembly
GAGCAAAAAAUCUUGAAGAUGAAAGCCGUGAAAGAAAAAGAACUUAGAGAUCUUAGAAGGAAAACACCUCAACAGUUGUGGAUAGAGGAUUUAGAUUGUUUUAUUGAAUCUUGGGAUAAUAUUCUAAGCCAAAAACAAUUUAUAACAAGGGAAGUCCAAGUGAAACCUACUGAAACUAUUGAAAUUUCGCCGAAAUCAAAGAAACGAUCAUUAUCUAUUGAUGAAUCAUCUGACGACAAAGUGGAAAAGAAACGACCAUUACUCAUUGGAUCGGUUGAUGACGCGAGAGAAAAGAGAAGAUCAUUUUCAAUUGAUGAAUCGUUUGAUAAUAAAGAUAUUCAUGAACUUAACGAAGAUAUUGAAGAAGUAAGUAAAGGUGCAUCAUUAAUUCAAAAAGAUAAUGAGAACCUUGAUAAAAGGAAGAAACGAGGUAAAGGAAAAAACAAUAAGGUGAAAAAUCAUGUGAAAAAGAAUGUUAUAUCUACGCCCGUUAUUAUUGACGACGAUGAGUAUGUGGAGUCUGAAGAGGUCUCAGAAAGACCUAAAAAACGUCCUCGUCGAUCAACCGCAAAGCAAAUGAAUUAUGUGGAAUUAUCUGAUGAUGAAAAUACUUAG